Messenger RNA from Cladophialophora bantiana CBS 173.52, 4458 nucleotides. RefSeq lists its product as uncharacterized. Gene Ontology annotation, cellular component: nuclear pore. Gene Ontology annotation, molecular function: protein binding; structural constituent of nuclear pore. Bases 1 to 4458 code for a protein of 1485 amino acids. The record is from RefSeq and is a predicted model, not a curated record. NCBI's taxonomy places the organism in Eukaryota, Fungi, Ascomycota, Eurotiomycetes, Chaetothyriales, Herpotrichiellaceae. Gene Ontology annotation, biological process: RNA export from nucleus; protein import into nucleus. The transcript has a single exon.
AUGGCGUUCAGUUUUUCGAAUGCCAUGUCGACUGGCUCAGGUGUCGGAUCUUCUGGUGUGAACGUCAAAGAUGGAGCAGAAUUGCAGGAGAUUCAGACAAACGAAUUGGGUUUUGCCGCCCUUAAUGGCGAGUCAAGAGUUCAGCUCCUCCCAACACCAUGGCCUUCGGAUAAUCUCCCUCCUCCCUCGUCAUCGAUGCUCAGUGUCGCAGCCGCCAGAGGCUUGCUAGCUGCUGCAGGGCCGGACGCUGUCUAUAUUUCCUCUACAACCAAGAUCCGGGAAGCAUUUCAGUCUCCACAACCUGAGAAGACCCAGACAAGGCCUUUUCAACCUGAGAUAAAGUUGCCAUAUCCACGAGUCUCUCACGUCGCAUUUUCCUGUGAUGAGAGCGUCCUCGUCAUCUCACCCUCAACGGGUGGAAUCGUAGCCUUUCAGGCUGAAAGCUUGCAAAAAGGCAGUAUGAACCCCGCCUUAGAGAUCUCAACUGAUGGCCAGAACCUCCGAAUUGUGGCACCAAAUCCAGUUGUCGAAUCGGCCGAAAUGUUUGCCGUCAUCACCGCAAAUGGGGAUCUGAUGCUGCUUGACUUAAAAGCCGGAGCAAUAAAAUCUGGUGGCGAGGGCAACGUGCUAAAGAGGGGUGCAAGUUGUUUGUCAUGGAGUAAUAGAGGCAAGCAGUUAGUUGCGGGCAUGGCAGACGGAACGGCGAUUCAGAUGAAACCAGAUGGUACUGUUGUUGCAAGUAUUCCCAAGUCGACAAGUAUCCCUGCGGACUCGCAUGUCUCCGGCAUCUCAUGGCUCGAGAACGAUACCUUCUUCAUCAUCUACACACCCAACAGCACAAGCGAUGAGAUGCCACCGUCAGAGUACUACAUCGUGCAGAGGGAGCCUAAAACAACAAAUUACACGUUUCAGAAACUUCCGGAGAUUCUGCCACCAUUCGGAGUGGCCAGACAACCUGCUUUUCACUUCAUCUCGAGACUGAGGAAUUUUCCACCCCAUAUCCAAGACUUGUUGAUCGUGUCUGCUACGACCGCUACAGACGUUGGACUCAUCUCAAAGUCGGAUAAGCCUUUAUCUCAGGAAGACCCAGUCACUUCCGCCUUUACCUUCACCACAAUCGAAGAUGAUACGAGGCGCGCCCAACUUCCCCUUUCUCCAGCGAUGGAGGAUACCUCUCCCAUCGGUAUGGUUGUGGACUUCUCCAGUUCCGAAAAGGUUCCAAACCCAAUCCCAUCGGACCCAGAAAUUGAGGAGACCGCUGGGCCUGUACCGUGCUUGUUCAUAUUGAACAACGAAGGCACUCUGGUGGGCUGGUGGAUCAUCUACAACGACUCAGUCCGAGAAAAGACCAUCUUCUCCGGCUUUGCAUCUGUGCAAGCUGCAAAGGAAGGCCCAGCACCCGCUAUUCGACCGCCGUCACCGCCUCCUACGGCCGCUGCUCCCACGUCUGGUGAACCACCUGCUACUGGUGCUUUCGUGAAGGCGGCAGGCGGAGGCUUCGGCAUGUCAGCAGCUCCAUCUGCCUUUGGUGGCCCUCCUGCCAAACCAUUUGGAGCCUCGUCACCAAUCACAUCCGAAAAGCCUUCCUGGGCUAGUACGGGAUUUGGCCCUACUCCAGGGGCUACAUCGUCACCGGCCUUCGGCCAGCCUGCAUUCGGUGCGGCCACACCUAUGGGAGGGAUUAAUGCUCCGUCAUUUGGGUCAGCAAGUGCCCUAGGAAGUCGAUCUUCAGCUUUUGGACAACCUUCGACAAUUGGAGGGACUCCUGCAUUUGGUCAGACUUCUGCUUUUGGUGCCGGUUCCACCACUAGUCCUUUUGGGAAAGCAGGGGUUGAUACCACCAGCUCAGGCUUUGCCUCAUUCUCGAAGGGGGGGGGCUUUGCUUCUUUUGCAGGAGGUACAUCAGCGCAACCCAGCCAGAGUCCUUUCGGCAAAGCGAGUGGCACGAGUCCCUUUGCGCAAGCAUCGGGAACCAUAUUCAGCUCUAACAAACCCCAAGAAUCUCCUUUUGCAACAAAGAAACCCGGUGAAUCCCUCAGCUCUUUUGGAUCAGCUACUGCUUUCAAAUUACAAUCAUCGUUUCGAGGAGAUGGAACUGCGAAAGAUGACUUACCGCCGCUCAAAGAAGGGGGUGGUUUUAGUUUCGGAUCUUCGUUUGGUGAUAUGCUAAGCGAAACAAAGCCCGCACUGUCGCCCACUCACGACAAGGAGGAGGAGAUGGGUGAGGAAAGUGAGGCUGAAUCCGACAGAAUCCAGGCGACAUCUUUCGGCGGAUUCUCUCCACAGACCUCAGCAAAACCUCCUCAGACGCUGGUUACGCCUCCGUCCACUCUCACACAACCCAAAACUACGUCUGCGCCGGCUGUUUCCACCAUAUUUGGCCAGCCACAGAUUGAUUCCACAACUCCACCAUCUCAAAAUACCGCCCCAGGAUGGUCUUUCAACGGUUUCUCCUCCACAACUCCCAAAGAGACGCCGAAACCCUCUCAUAUGGCCAUGUUCGGCACCAAACCUACACCCCAAGAAACUCCUGCUGUCGUACAAAAGAGCGUACCAGCACCAAAUUUCGAGUCUGUUGGACCACUUCCAGAGAUCAAGAAGGAUAUUGCGAGUGAGGACGAGUCUGUUGAAGUCAAAACUAUUCCCGAGGCACCCCUACCUCCUGAUACUGUCAGUAAGCCACGAUAUGUAUCGGGCGAAACUUCUGUAUCGUCGAACGUAUCCAAAACACCGCCGGGCGACACAUCUCUGCCAGGCGGUUUUCUCCCCGUGCCCAGAGCAGGCCAACCGGAGGAGGCUAAUCAAGAACUACCAGAUGAAAGCGAAGACGAUUUCAGCUCCGAAUUUGAGCAAGAUGCGGAAGAAAUCGAAGAAGAGAGUCCGGAGGAAGACGUCGCCGAGGAACAAAUAGAGCAAUUACAGACUUCGCCGGAAAGUUCAUUCAAAAGUGGUGAUAGGAGUCCAGAAACAAGUCCUACAGGUGGAUUGUUUACCAAGAUUACCUCAGCCUCCAUGGCACCGAAGCCUGCCAGACCAUUGUUUGGUGAGGUAGGCGCAGGGCCUGUUUUCCCACCACCCAAGCCACAAGAAAGUCCACGAUCUCCUAGCCCCGUAAGACAUGCCUUCUCAAUUGAUGGGCUUCGAGCAGAUACCUCUAGGUCGGUUAGUGCUCCGGCGCACCCUCGGUCCAUCAUUGACCAACGGAAGGCCCAACAUCAGAAAUCCGGGCUGGCCGCCCAGGCAGCGAGGACGAGAGAGGAAGAGGCAGCCAAAGAGAAAGCUCGCCGCGAGGCCAUCGCACGGGAAAAGGCGCAAGCGGAAGCUGAGGAGCUCGCACCACUAGAGGAUGACGAGGAUGAGAGGUUGCGCCAGGAGCUGGAGCAGCCAAUAACGCCAUCAGAAACGCUGGACGAUUUUGUUACAUAUCAACCCCGGCCUCGCGAAGAAACUCACAAGCACGGCAUACCGGCACAGAUUGAGCGGCUCUACUCGGAUAUCAAUUCGAUGGUGUAUACCUUGGGAAUCAACUGUCGGUCGCUAACAGCAUUCCUGCAAUACCAGCAACCCGAAGCAACCAAUCAGUCAUGGCCAGCGGUGCUUAAAUCGGAGACACCGCUGGAUGCCUUGAAUGAUGAGCUUCUGUUGACUGAUAUUGCAAGAUUGCAUGAAGGACAAGCCGUGCUUGCAGAUAUGCUUGCAGACUGCCAUAUUGGUGACUUCAUUGAGAAAUUUGAAGAGGCCCAAGCGCUCAUGAAGCGUGAGGUGUGUGACUUGAGGAAUAAGGUCAUGUCUGUACGAAAGACCUUGCACAGUCUGUCGACUCCAGAUAGCACGGUGAGCGCUCCUCUUUCUGCCGAGCAGACGUCUAUCCAGCAUGACCUUCGCAAGACGUUCACUUGUGUACAAACACAAUUAGUCCAGGUUGAAGAUGGGAUAUCCGUUCUUCGUGCAAAGCUCGCCCAGUCAGCGCCCACCGGUGGUUCAAGCCAACCAAGAGGUGCUCCAGGACGAGCAUCGUCACGAAAAAAGCCAACUGUGGAAGCUGUGACCAAGACUGUGGAAAAGAUGAUGGCUAUGGCGGAGCAGAAGAGUGCAGAUAUUGACGUGCUUGAGGCGCAGCUCAAAAAGAUGAAUGUGUCUGCGGCAACAUCUGUGAUCAGCAAUGGUGACAUGUCCGCUGGGCCUCCUAGCACUCCCCCACGUACCCGACAGUCGAUGAACGUGGCUACGCCGGGGAGUGCGGGCAGUAUUUACCAUACACCAGACUCCAAAUUCGGUAGCAGCACCCGUUCCGUGCGCGGUUUCAGGACAAGUCAGAAUGGGGGGUUGGCCAUGAUAUCAGUAGAAGACAAGCAACGAUGGCAGGCCAAGGCGCGCCGUCGCAAAGAAGUUGCGAGCAUGUUGAAGGAAGUCCUGGAAGAGAAACAAAAGGGAAUUGUAAAGGCGAUCGAGAGAUGA